UUAAUAAGAGCAGAUUUUUAAAACACUUGAUGGUGUGCUAUUGCAUACCUUUAUAAUAAUAGAAUUAAAACCUUCUCAAUAGAACAUCUAAUGGAAGAGGCACACGAAGAGGAAAGAGAAGUAUUGAGAUCGAUUUAUGAUGGCGAUGAAAACUUUAAAGAAAUCUCUCCCACUUGUUUUCAGUAUAAAUAUGGACUUGAAGAUAAAUCAUUUUUGCUCGAGAUCUCGUGGCCUUGCGAGUAUCCUUCAGACCUACCAAUAAUUAAUCUAAAUACAUUUUUCAAUAAUAGUCUGCCAUCUGAAUUGAAAGACGAAAUAAAGGCUCAGCUAUUAGAACAAGCCGAAGAAUUGCGAGAUUCUGCCAUGACUUACUCAUUGUUUGAUUGGAUGAAUGAGAAUUCGCAGCAAUUCAUCGAAAAAAUCCCGGAAUUUACCCAAAAGGAAAAUGCAAAAGAAGAAAAAGAAGAGAAAGUUGAUGAAAACCAGUCAUCAUCAAAAUCAAAAGAUAAAAAAGAAAUUCUUACAAAAGCACAAAAGAGAAGAAUAACAGAUAGAACAAAUUAUAAAGGAGAACGGGAAAGGGGCUGGGACUGGGUUGAUGUAGUGAAACAUCUGUGUCAAACAGGGGUAGCAAAAGACUAGCCGUGUAAUAUUUCAUUAAGAUAGGCUUAUAUUCAAGAUAAACAAAAAUGAAAUCCAAGAAUUAUUAAAAGACUAGCUGCUGAAAUGUUUCAUAAAACAGUUUAAGAGGAAUUGCAUACAUCUGCCAAAUAACUUGCCCUUUGCGACAGAACUUGGAAGGCAGAAGAGGCAGUGGUACCAAUUUAGCCAAAUUGGCAGCAAAUAACUGAAAUAAAAACAUACUUUGUUAUCUAUAGAUUUAAAACUUCAAUAAUCUAUCAAAUUGAUUAGAAGAAUGAAGGAUUGUAUUUUCUACAUAAAACUUUAGCCAUCCUAUUUGAAAACUAAUCUUUGCUUUUUUCCCUUUCUUUAGGUUAAAACCUGAAUUAAGAUUCUGUAAUGAUGGCUUGACUUUGUUCAAACCUAUUUCAAAACCAUUCCAAGCUGAAAGAAUAUCUAAGUCUCAGGAAAAUAGUCUCAUUUUAAAUCAUUUUUGUAGAACAUGAAUUAAGUUUUUCUUGUAUUUAGAUGUUGAAUUUAUUUUCAGUAAGAAAUGAGGUUGUUGAAGUAUGCAGCUAAAUAUUUUUCUUAUUGUUUCCUUUCUGCUAUUUUUCAAUAUUCCUUUUCAAAAUUGUUUUAUACCUAUAAAUUGUUGACUAACUAGACUUUCCUAAACAGACAUAUUUUCAACUGUUCUGAUA
Molecule: messenger RNA, 1322 nt
Organism: Rhopilema esculentum
Lineage: Eukaryota; Metazoa; Cnidaria; Scyphozoa; Rhizostomeae; Rhizostomatidae
Product: RWD domain-containing protein 4
Molecular function (GO): protein binding
Source: RefSeq, a predicted model, not a curated record